This is a messenger RNA of Australozyma saopauloensis, 573 nucleotides long. It is a transcript of the gene ECM33, whose product is annotated as Ecm33p. The transcript has a single exon. NCBI's taxonomy places the organism in Eukaryota, Fungi, Ascomycota, Pichiomycetes, Serinales, Metschnikowiaceae. The record is from RefSeq and is a predicted model, not a curated record. The coding region runs from base 1 to 573 and encodes 190 amino acids.
AUGGUCAACGGUUCUCUUUCCUUGGACUCCAACUCCAUGGAGUCCUUCAACUUGAACACCUUGACCAGAAUCGGUAACUCGCUUUCAAUCGACAAAAACAGCAAGUUGACCCAGUUCAACUUCUCUUCUUUGGGCUACAUUGGCGGUGCUCUUAACAUUGUCCAAAACGACCAGUUGACCGACUUCUCCUUCUUCCCCAACUUGACCACCAUCGGUGGUUCUGUUAACCUUGUUGGCGGUUUCAACAACGGUUCUUUCCCAUCCUUGUCCAAGGUUGCUGGUGGAUUCAACUUGACCUCCACCGGUCAAUUGAGCUGUGCUGCCUUUGUCAAGUUGAACGGCAACGGUGCCAUCAAGGGUGACAAGUUCUACUGUCAAGGUGCUUCUUCCACCGUGUCCUCUUCCUCCUCCAAGGCUGGUAACGCCAACGGUGGCUCUACCGACACCGCUGUUGCCUCCAGCAGCGGCGGUGCCAGUUCCACCACCAGAAGCUCCGAGGGUUCUGCUCUUGCCAAGGCUGGCUUGUUUUCCUUCGCCGCCUUGUUUGCCGGUGUUGGUGCCUUCUUGUACUAA